Molecule: messenger RNA, 239 nt
Organism: Racocetra persica
Lineage: Eukaryota; Fungi; Glomeromycota; Glomeromycetes; Diversisporales; Gigasporaceae
Source: the annotation of a GenBank genome assembly
GUGAAAAUAAUGAUGAUAUGUAUGAAGAAAGCUCAAACUCAUUAUCUCUAAAUUAUAUAAUUUUAGAAGAUGUAGUAAAUUUGCAGGAUCCCAUUUUUCAAGAUAGAGAAAUCGCACAAUUUGAAUUUUCUACUGACAUUGCAGAUAUGACCGAUAGUAUUGAAGACAAUAUUGACAUGGACUUUAAUCCUGAAGAUCUUGUCGAUACUAUUCUAAGUGCUGAAUUGGAGAUUAAAUAA